Molecule: messenger RNA, 1186 nt
Organism: Mauremys mutica (yellowpond turtle)
Lineage: Eukaryota; Metazoa; Chordata; Testudines; Geoemydidae
Product: coiled-coil domain-containing protein 201-like
Exons: 4
Coding region: 189-845 (218 amino acids)
Source: RefSeq, a predicted model, not a curated record
AUGGGUGUAAAACUCUACUAAACACAAAUGAUAGUAUUUGGCACAGGUGCAAAGGGUGGCAGGCAGAAGAGAAUCAGACCUCACUUCUUCAGUAGAAGAACUGCUUGUUUUGCUGUUGUGUUUGUGUUGUCUUCAGAUCUUGCAGGAUCCUGACAUUAGGGCCUGACAGAACAUAACCGAAUUAGAAGAUGUCCGAGGAAGAAGAUUCUUUCUUGAAUGUCAAAAGAUCUUUGAAAAAGGCAGCAGUGAAACAUAGCACUCCGGUGGAUUCAAUGUUCUCCCAAAGUAUGUUAUCUCUGGUGGAUAUGACGAAUCAAUCUAUCAGAGAACAAAACAUAAGUAAGAGAGUCUAUGGGUCUCCAAUGCCAAAAUCAUCCUUCCAGAAACAAGCAUCAUCCCAAGAACAACUAAUGCACCUUGACAAGCUCAUUUCUCAAGUCACUUUUCCAAGAAAGCUUUCCACAGUAUUGGACCCAGAGGAUUCAAGUGAAGAAAUGAGCCUCAGCUCUUGGGCUGCAGUUCCUAGAAGAAGACUUUCAACAGUGUUGGCUUCAGAGGAAUCCAGUGAAGAGCCAAGCUUCAAGACAAUGGUUCCCCCUAUAAUAAGUGCAGCAGUUGAAGUCCCUGCUGAACCAUCUAAGAAGGCAGCCAAAGUAACUUCUAAAAGUGUAUUAGCAUGGCUGGUUACUGAAAUUCCUGGGAUAAAAAAUCCCACAGAAAGAAAAAGAAGAAAAAGGAAAUUUGAAAAAAAAAUAUUGGAAGCACAACAGCGAGAAUGGGAAUUACGUCAACUUAAAAAUAUCGAAGAGGCGACUAGACAUGAGCUGACAAUUGAAGAAGUUUGAUGUAGUGAAUUCCCAAAUGAGUAUUGCUGCAUGCUGUACAACUGGAAAAAGUGGUUCCAUUAAACUAUAGAUUCGGCUAUUGGGUCUGCUGUAACUGUGUGGCAAACAGGUAGCGGGGAGGGAAGGACGGCAAACCCUGUAGCAAAUAUUUUAAAUAAGGAACCUCCAGAGCAUUAAGAGGCCCGAUGCCAAGGGGGCAGAUCCUCAGCAGAACCCAUGCCACUGACACCAUCUUAAGAGCAGGCACCGGGGGUGGAAAACUGCUCCCCGCCCCCAGGGUUAUACUUCAUCUUGUGAGGGCCCACAUUUCUUCAUGUAAUAUCUAAGGCUAUAUCUAUACU